AUGGGCAAAAGCUGGGCCAUGGGCAACAAGUGGGCCGGCCUCGGCACCGCUUCUCGCGCCAUGACACGCCAGCUCGUCCCGAGUGAGCAGGAGGUGAGGGCGGCCCGCAGCCUGGCUUUAACAACGCGAGAGUAUCCAAAUCGUCGACAAACCGACCACCUGAAGUUGUCUCCGAGGCUGGUCGUCGUCGUCGACAUCGACGGCGGCGGCGGCGGCGGCGGCGGCGGCGGUGGCUGCGGCGCGCGGGGUCAACAGGUCAGGAGAGGAGGGCAAUGCGACAGGGACGAGGCAUUAGACGGGCCGGACUUACUUGAGCGGUCGGCGAGAGGCGUAAGCGGGCCCCACAGCCUGGCGUGUGGAGGCGCGACGUGGCUGGGACACUUUUAUAGCUCUGUGGGCGUGGCUGACAGACAGACAGGCGGCAGACGCGCGGACAGACGGACACCAGUGGCUCGAACGAGUGCACGCGACAGAAAGACACACGUGCCUGUGCGGGAGGGCCAAUCGAACGGCUGCGCUAGACGCGCAUUGGGGCCCACACACUCUGAGCUGGCCGAUGCAGCCAUCUGGCUUACACGCUAG
Messenger RNA from Protopolystoma xenopodis, 582 nucleotides. The record is from the annotation of a GenBank genome assembly. Lineage: Eukaryota; Metazoa; Platyhelminthes; Monogenea; Polystomatidea; Polystomatidae.